Polypterus senegalus (gray bichir) is the source of this 1026-nucleotide messenger RNA. Its product is annotated as trace amine-associated receptor 13c-like. Gene Ontology annotation, biological process: G protein-coupled receptor signaling pathway. NCBI's taxonomy places the organism in Eukaryota, Metazoa, Chordata, Cladistia, Polypteriformes, Polypteridae. The transcript has a single exon. The coding region runs from base 1 to 1026 and encodes 341 amino acids. Gene Ontology annotation, molecular function: trace-amine receptor activity. The record is from RefSeq and is a predicted model, not a curated record. Gene Ontology annotation, cellular component: membrane.
AUGGAAUUAGAUGAUCACCUGAAUGAUCAGAGAGUGCUGUACUGUUAUCAUUCUGGUAAUAUUUCAUGUACUAAAGAAGUUCGACCAACCUCUAUCUCUGUGAUCCUCUAUCUUCUUUCAGCAGUUGCAGUAAUGUUUACAUUUUGUGGAAAUCUGGUGGUGAUUAUUUCUAUCUCUCAUUUUAAACAGCUUCACACACCAACUAACAUACUCAUUCUUUCACUUGCUGUGGCAGAUUUUUUAGUUGGACUCAUAAAUAUGCCAUUUAUGGCUAUACAGUCAGUUGAAACUUGCUGGAAUUUUGGAGAUAUAUUUUGUUCUGUUUAUACAAUUGUACUCUAUCUAUUAACUGAGACGUCCAUCUUAAAUUUAGUAAUUAUUGCCAUUGACAGAUAUAUUGCUGUGUGUGAUCCAUUAUUGUAUUCAACAAAAGUUAAUGUUCAUGUUGCUUUAUUGUCUGUGGCGACUAUUUGGCUGUCAUCUCUAACAUAUGUUUGCUUUUUUUUCUUUACUGGGGGAAAUGCAACAGGUGUAAUGGGAUUAGAUUCUUGUGCCGGUGACUGUCUGCUUGUCGUCAGCAAAACAUGGGGCACUGUGGAUCUUAUAUUUUCAUUUGUUUUCCCAACCUGUAUAAUGGUUACUUUAUACACAAACAUAUUUGUGGUUGCAAAAAGACAUAUAAGAGCUAUAGCAAUACAGCAAAAGGUUUCAGGGGCAGAAACUAAAAUAAAUGUAAUCAAGAAAUCUGAAAGAAAGGCAGCAAAAACAUUAGGCAUAGUGGUAGCUGUCUUUAACCUUUGCUGGCUACCAAUUUAUAUUUUCAGCAUUUUAAAUCAGCUUAUGAAUUUUUCUGUGCCUUAUGUGAUAUCAGUUGGAUUCCUCUGGUUAGGUUAUUUAAAUUCUGGUUUGAAUCCAAUUAUUUAUGCUUUGUUUUAUCCAUGGUUCAGAAGAUCACUUAAACAAAUUGUUACUUUAAAGAUUUUCAUACCAGGAUCAUCUUUAAUAAAUCUUGUAACAGAAAAGUAA